Messenger RNA from Anneissia japonica, 3677 nucleotides. RefSeq names its product serine/arginine repetitive matrix protein 1-like. The transcript is spliced from 6 exons. The record is from RefSeq and is a predicted model, not a curated record. The coding region runs from base 208 to 3030 and encodes 940 amino acids. Lineage: Eukaryota; Metazoa; Echinodermata; Crinoidea; Comatulida; Comatulidae. Gene Ontology annotation, molecular function: protein binding.
AUAUUGUUCCCGUGACUCACUAAAGAACGUUGACAGUCGCCCAUUCAGACGGUGAGACAUGGAUUUUUAUACAUGGAAAAUGAUCAAAUAAAGACUGAAGUACUCGGCCCACAUAAAGAUGUACUUUCAAAUAGGAUUUUGUUGAAAGUAUAAUAAUUGAUCAUCAUUUAAGAUAAAGAAGUCACAACCUGCCGUACGGGAUAUACAAUGUCGAAGGUAGAGGAUAUCAAGUGGUCCAGACAGUCAUAUACUCUGAAGGACGUUCUAAAAAAAUACACAUUUCCACAAAUCCUCAAGGUAACCGCCGGCUCUUACUCUCCGGAGGAGAACGAGAACCUUACAGCUGGACAGGUUUUGCGAAUUCACCAGCUUUGUCGACAGACGCGCGUACUUGCUAGUGAUCGGAAGGGAAACCACAUUAGUAUACCAAUACGAUAUGGAAGUGCACGAUUUGAAAUUAUCAAUAACGGAAAAAAAUCGAAACCGAUGUAUCUCCGGGAAAUUAUCGACAAGUCGCUACUACCACGAGAGGUGCGGUUUGCCGUCGACGACGAUCCACGAUUCCGACUACAGUACGCUAAUACUAUUACCGUCGAGGAAAAGUUCAACUCCUUGUUACUAAGGACAAUGUACGAAGAAAGUUUCAUUCAAGGAAAUGCAAUCAACCAAAAUUUACUCGACACCAUGGUGAUCAACCUACCAGUUCAUGCCAAGGUGGAGGUUGUUGUUGCUGAAUGUUUUAGAGACAGUCCGAUUGCAACUUGGGACAGGUAUACAAAUCUCCUUGAGAGGCUCGUCACCAAACACGUCACAUUCAAACUGAACUCCGGAAAUAAUCAAAUUUCCUUUUUCACUGACAAACGACUUGAGAAAAACAACACACAGAAAGAUAUUGAGCGUUCAUCACCAGCAGCUAUUCUCUACGUAGAGACAAAAUUAAAACGAAGAGCACCAGUUGCCGGUAGCCCUACAUCUAAAACAGUUGGUCCAGCACGAACCCGCUCAAAAUCAGUUGACCAAUUAGCAGAAGAGAAACCCAGAAGUCUCGGUGUGCGAGGAUCAAAAAAGUAUGUAAAUGCGAUGCAGAGAGACGAACGUUUAAAGAAGGCGGUGUCUACCGGUGACAUAUUGAAAGAUACUGAGUUAAGUAAACAGAAAAAUCGUAAAAAUAAGAAAGACAGCGGUUCAGAGAAAGGAUCUUUUUCUGGUUGGUUGCUGGGAACAUUGACGGGACGUAAAAAGAAGAAAAGGCAAUCAGUUAUAGAAAAACAACCUGAAAACGAUCAAGCGUCGAAGAAUGUUGUCAGUGGUCGCAAGCCUAUUCAGGAAAAAAGUAAGGAAUCGACGCCUCAGAAUGGUAGAGGAAGAAAAGCGGCAAAAUCUACAGAGAAGCCAACGGCAGAAAAACGUUCGAAAUCACAGCCAGCCAGAGAGAAACAGCAAGCUCCUAAGUCAAGCGACAGUAACUCUGAUUUAUCGGUGUCUAAAAGUAAAGAACCACCACAAAAAGUCAACAAGACUGGAAGUCCUCUAGCUUUCGAUGGGACGAAGAAUCAUAACACACCGGCCAAGAAAACUGUGAAAGCUCUGACACCACCAGAGAAGACAGCUCCUCCCAAAUCAGCUGAAUCCGCGCAAUCACAAGCAAAGACGACGACUAACAAUCAAAGCAAAGCUAAACCAAAGCAGGAGAAAAGUGUAAAAGACGCGAACAACCAAACGACUUCCCAGAACACAGAGGUACAGAAAACACCAACAUCAAAUAAAGACAACGCUACAUCAACCACACCUAAAUCUAUACUCAAGAAAGGGGGCACGCCCUCAAUUUCUUCAUACUCUUCAACCUCAUCAGGGGAUGUUCGAACGGACGUGCGAAAUGAAUCCCGUCCUGAAACCCGAAUUGAACCUAGUCCAGAAGUUAAAAAUAGUUCACAAAUCGAAACUGUAAAAGAUCCUAGGCACGUUGGACCUGCUGAAGGAACGGAAUUCUACGCCACUUUAAGAAAAAAUAUGCCUGUUGAUAUUCCGGUGCCCGACUACAAAAGGCAGGAGAUGGAACAACAACGGGCAAUGUUUGCCUAUGGCACAACACCAAGAGCAACAACUCGUUAUAACCAACAGCCAUUUAACAAUAACUGGCAAAAUCAAUCAGAUAUAAUCAAUAUUUCCUCUAACCAACACAUAGUUGGCGCUAUUGUACAUCAAUUUCCAGAAGAUCAGACAGAUUACAUGAAUGCAGAAGUGGAAAUGUACCCGCAUCAUAUUUACGCAAACAAUUCAUACAACCUUGACCCACCUUCACCCCCUCCGCCACCUGCAUUCCGGGAUCUUGGCUUUCAACCGCCAGCGGCACCGCCUCCACCGCCUAUUGGUUUUAACUCGGCUCAACAAUCUCCACAGCGUUCAUUCACUCGCUCCGAACCAGAACCACUUCCUCAAAAUCAAUUCUCGAGUCAACUGGUGAAGCUGAAACCUGUGGCACCGAGUCCUAAACCUAAACCUCAAAGUCAGACAGGAGAUCUUAUGGCAGAGUUGAAGAUUGCAACAGACCGCCGGAACUCACGACCCGAUCUCCUAUUAAAAAUGAAUGGACUGAACAGUUCACCUUUCAAUAACGGGUACUCACCACGUAGACAAAGUGAUGGACUCUCAUUUAGUAACCCACCGAAAUUUACACAUGGAGGUACGUUAACAAAACGACAGUUUUCUACUCCGACUAUUAAUUAUACACCAAGAAUUGGCCCUCAAACUCAACCAAAACCAAAAUUUCGGAAUCUCAACAACAGCAGUAGUGAACUACGAAAUAUGCGUGAGGUACCACACGAUCUAAAGGGUGUUAAUGUUGCACAAAUCAGUGAUUGUAUGCGAUUGCUCAAUUUGGAGAAGUACAUAGAAACUUUUAAAACACACAAAAUUGACGGUGACAUGUUGUGUGACUUGAAUAAGGAAAUGCUAAAAUCAGAUUUAGGAAUGUCAGAAAUUGAUGCUGCUAAAGUAAUGAAAUUUGCCAAGGGUUGGAGACCGCAGUGAACAUUUUUUAUUGAAUUGUCAAUAUCUAUUUGAACUUCCUAAAAUAUUAAAAAAUACAUUAACACAUGUCAUAUAUAAUAAUCACGCCGUUCAAUAAUUGUUCACGUUUUGUAAAUGCUGUUUUAUUUAUCAUUCCGUGGGACUUAUAUUGGGCAUUCCAAUCGUAGCUCAUGACAGCUACGACUGAAAUUGACAGCAACACAUUCGAGCUAAUUUGGUCGGUACUGAUGAUUAGUAAGCAUUAUUGUGUCAUGUAGUCUAUUGAUAUUUAGCGUUAUAAUUCCGAUGAUUAUUGCGAAACACUUAUGGUUUUAAUAUAUACUUAGAGCUCGAGAAAAAGUAGCAUUGAAGCUACCUUGGAUGUUGUGUAUAUUGCAAAUUUGGUUAGAAACCGUCAUAAAACUCUAUUAUUGUUACAAAAUCCAAACGUAGAGGGCUCUUGACAUAAUAUGCUGCUGCAACAUUUUCAACAUUUUAUAAAAACUUGAUAUUUUGUAUUUAAGUUGAACAUGCAACCAUCUGUAAAAUAUUUGGUAUAAAAACAUAAUAAAGUUAGGCGUGUCAAUAGGACCAAUGAAGAAAGGUGUUGGAAUUAAAAACAAAACGAUCUGCUGCAGUAAUGGAAGAGAACAGUUCGUUAUUUUAAA